This is a messenger RNA of Stereum hirsutum FP-91666 SS1, 2328 nucleotides long. RefSeq lists its product as uncharacterized. Gene Ontology annotation, molecular function: zinc ion binding. The coding region runs from base 1 to 2328 and encodes 775 amino acids. Gene Ontology annotation, cellular component: cytoplasm. The record is from RefSeq and is a predicted model, not a curated record. Lineage: Eukaryota; Fungi; Basidiomycota; Agaricomycetes; Russulales; Stereaceae. The transcript has 7 exons.
AUGGAUGCUCUUCGACCCAGACUUCAUUCCGUGGCAGGAUCGCUCAUUUCUCAUCGGCUGCUCCUCUAUACUUUGUCGUCUACCGUUGCUGUUUCCGCUGUGAUAGCCAACGCCUUGCGCAUUCACAGUAACUUCUACUCCAUCACAGUCUAUCUUUCUAAGAGUGGACACAGUGUCCUAGUUCUUGCGAACUUCUGUAUUCUCGUUUUCUUAGUAUGUGGGAGAAUCUUGCAACAGGUGUUCUUUGGAUCUUUGAGGCCUCUCGAGGUGGAGCGUCUUUAUGAACAAAUGCGCUUCUCAAUCCCAGAAUCUCUGCUCGCAUUCACAAUGUUUCGUGAUGAGCUCGACGUACCGUUUGCAUUUAUGUUCGGCUUUCUCCUAUUUGUCAAAUGCUUUCACUGGCUCAUGGCUGAUCGAGUUGAAUGGAUGGAUCAAAUGCCCUAUCCAGGCCCGUCCACGCUAUUCCACCUUCGAAUCAACACUCUGUUUUGCAUUCUAUGGGUCGUCGACUUCGUGAUGUUCAUCGUCGCCUUAGAGAAUAUGUUGGCCAACGGUAUCACGGGCAUGGUGCUAUUCGCGAGCGAGUAUGCGAUUCUGAUGACCAUUGCCACGAACUCCAUGUUGAAAUACCUGCUUUCCGUUUUGGAACUUCGCCGUGCAGCUUCGCGGGGAGGCGAAAACGCACCGCCAUGGGAGAACAAGAGCAUGUGGGUUUUCUAUGUCGAACUAUGGACGGAUUUCAUCAAGCUGGCCACCUAUCUGGUAUUCUUUGCCGCUAUGGCCUUUUACUACGCCGUUCCUCUCAACCUACUGCGCGAUAUCUUCAUGACCGGCCGGUCAUUCAUCACACGCCUUGGGGCGCUGGUACGGUACCAUUCUGCAACCCGUAACAUGGAUGAGCGCUAUCCAAACGCAACUGAAGAGGAGAUGACCUCCAUGAACGACCGAACAUGUAUCAUCUGUCGAGAAGAAAUGGUCGCAGCAGCCUCUCGCGAUGGAGCAACACCAGCAACGCAGCCGGCAGCUCCUGAUGGGCCAAACAUGACGCCUAAGAAGUUGCCUUGCGGGCACAUAUUUCACUUUAGCUGCCUUCGUUCAUGGCUAGAGCGGCAACAAAGCUGUCCCACUUGCCGACACACCGUUCUGGAAACAAACCCUCAACCGACGCGGAGGCCACAGCAGGGUGCCACUCGUGCGCCGGCGCCUCAACCAGGACAGGCAGGCGCCCAGGCCCGACCGCAACCACCCCAUGGCUUUGGCAACGCCCUUCGUGGUAUCCUUGGUUUUCCUGCGCCACCAGCAGCUCAGCCUCCUCCACUCAUUCCGGCUGGACUACAUCCAUUUGGUCAUGCAGGAGGUCAAAUACCCCAGAAUCCGUGGGGUCAAUAUCCACCUCCGGGCUAUCAACCGCAACAGCUUCAGGCCCCGCCUGUCUUUCAUGGGUUCUUUGGUCCAGGUGGUGUCUGGCAACCAUGGCCUUUAGCUCCGCCCGAUCAGGCUGCUGCUCAUCCGCCUGCCAAUGACGCCCAGGCAGGACCCUCGACGCCGUCAACCGUCCCUACUCGCACAUCUUCUGCGCCGCCCGAUCCUCCACAUAAUUCUGCACCAGCGCCUCACAACACCUCUCCUGCGGUCCCCACUACGCCUCCUGACCAGGCAGACGAAGACGCGUCUGGCCCGUCGAAUCCCAGGGAAGCCGCUGCUGCGGCAGCUUUACGGAGGUUUGGGUCUGGUAGUAAUGCCCCUCAGCGAAACGACUCUGCCAACCCUCGCGAUCAAACCGCGCGUGCAACUCCUACUGCAACAAACAACGCUCUACCCCCGUCUCUCCCUAGCACGUCGACGUUGCCCAACGGGUUCGCACAACGGCCGAACGUUCCCUCCCUCAUACCUCUCUCUCACCUUCCACCAACUUUGGCCCCCAAUGCCGCAAUAGGCCACCAACGACCAAUUCCGUCUACAUUUAGAAGUGAUCACGACGAUACCUUCACACCGUCACUGUUGCCGCCAACGUUGACCGACGAGCAGCUCUCGCGCCUGGAUACUCUCACCCGGGAGGCAAUCGACGAGAGACUGAGGAUCUUGGAGAAUAUCUCGAGCACGGUCCAACGCUGCGUCGAGGAUCUGACACGAGUGAGGAGUGUGUUGCCGGCGUCCUCUGCGACUGGCAAUGGCUCCGCUCGGGAGAAUGGGAGUGCGCCCGAAACUGUACCUACGUCAAAGGCAAACGAGACUGAGGCUUCUUCGAGUGCGAGAGCGGCGGAGAAAAAACCGGAGCAAGAGCCUGUUGUGGUGAGCGUCUCGAGUGAGGAAGAGGAUCAGGCGUAG